Fusarium oxysporum Fo47 is the source of this 516-nucleotide messenger RNA. Its product is annotated as thioredoxin-like protein. Gene Ontology annotation, cellular component: cytosol; mitochondrion. Gene Ontology annotation, biological process: cell redox homeostasis; cellular response to oxidative stress. The record is from RefSeq and is a predicted model, not a curated record. Gene Ontology annotation, molecular function: thioredoxin peroxidase activity. NCBI's taxonomy places the organism in Eukaryota, Fungi, Ascomycota, Sordariomycetes, Hypocreales, Nectriaceae. Bases 1 to 516 code for a protein of 171 amino acids. The transcript has 4 exons.
AUGACCGAAAGUAAGAUGACCGAAAGUCUGGACGAUUCUUUUCUUUUGCCUGUGGACUUCGCCCCAGUCUGCACCAGAGCCUUUGCAAAGCUGAAGCCGGAGUUCGAUAAGAGGAGCGCCAAUGAUCUCAGCUCUCACGACAAGUGUGUAGACGACAUCGACGAAGUCUCAAACACCAACCUCCAAUUCCCCAUCAUCGCCGACGCAGACCAAGACCUCGAAAACAUCGCAGUGAAAGGCAUCGCUUUCACCAUCCGCUCAGUCUUAGUCAGUCGAAUCUUCUUGGAAGGGUUGAUGACAAUGAUGUAUCCUGCUUCAACCGGUCGGAACUCAACUGAUGUUCUGCGUGUGAUUGAUUCUCUUCAGAGUGGUGAUAAGGAGGGCGUUGUUACGCCGAUUGAUUGGCAGGUUGGCGAAGAUGUUAUUGUUCCGCCUUCUGUUUCGACGGAGGAUGCGAAGAAGAAGUUUGGUGAUGUUAGGGAGGUUAAGCCGUACUUGAGAUUUACCAAGGCUUAG